AUGACAAAUACUAAGAGAUCGAUCACCGGAAAGAAUCAGGGCGGGGUGAUUCGGAUUCCGAUGAGAUCUUGCGAUCGGUUGGAGGAAGCACUGUUGCAGUGCCAUCGUCGGAUGCCGGAGGGACCAGCAAGGAGAUCAGGCUGCAGACAUUUGAACAAGGCGUUUGCGGAGUGCGUGGUGGCGGAGGCUUGUCCUGAUGAAUCAGAGGCGGUGAGGUCGCUUUGCUCUAGCGGCGGAACAAGCCUCAAGCGUAAACAGUGCGAGGACGCUCAACUAUCACUAUCUCUAUGUCUCUCUCGUCAUCAGAGACAAUUUGAGCAGCGGUAGAUAUUAAGAGGAGCCAUUACUAUAUGUUGUUGUUGGAUGUGGUUGAGCUUUGUAAUUGGGGGAAUUAGAGGUUUAGGGAUUAUAAAGUCUGAUUCUUUUAUUGCAUCUGUUGGAGAUGAGAGAUCAUGAAUAGUAGAAGAAUGUGCUGAUCAUUUUGAGGAGAUGAGAGGAAUCAUAAGAUUGUGAAUUUUGGUUCAUCUGCAUUCUGCAUUAGUCCUCCUUAUAUGGGUUUGGUAUAGCGAAUUGGGUUUGAAAUCUGUAUUUGAAAAAGCUGUUAUGAAGCCGGAGACAUUAUGGUGGGAGUUACUGCAAACUGAGUAGUUUUAGUUGCUUGGUUUCUUAAUCUGCAAUGGUCGAAUCAAUUACAAUACUUGGAUAGUUGGAUGCUGCUUCUGAUGGAUUGAAAUGAUUAGAAUCGUUUCUUUUUGUUAGUCAUUUCCAAGUCUUCUCAGCUGUUCUUGCUUAUGUACAUUGGAUUCAGACUAUUUCUGCUUUCUGUAAAAGAUGUUGGAAACAAUGAGCUUAGCUUCUGUUGCUGAGUGUGAUCAAUCAACAACAAACAAUACUGUACCACACACAUGUAAUUCAUACAUCAUUUACCUUUUAGUUUCCUUUUUA
Molecule: messenger RNA, 945 nt
Organism: Camelina sativa (false flax)
Lineage: Eukaryota; Viridiplantae; Streptophyta; Magnoliopsida; Brassicales; Brassicaceae
Source: RefSeq, a predicted model, not a curated record